GCCUUCUCUCGUACUGACCAAGAAUGCGUCAGGUGAAAGCAACGGACUUUCUUCUUCUACUCUGACCUGGAUUGAAUAGGACUGAUACAUUGUGGAGGGAGAAGACUCACAUCUGAGGAGACGAGUACAAGCCGCGACACCACAGCAGUAACCAUCUACGUAUCCCCACCACCGUGCAUUAGCAUCGACAUCACUGAAAGAGGAAUAAUAAUAAAAAAAGAACACAAUCGCGCUCCCUGGAAAAUGGAAGCCAAGUCCGAUCCUACUCUAACACGGAGACGUCAGCGCCGCCCAGAUCUGCAGAGCGCUUUCGACGUUCCAGAGGACAUCCAGCAACUCAUUUCGAAUGUGGCGCACACGCUGAUGUCGGGAUUCACGAGCAGGGCGAAGUCGAAUUCCGCAGUCGCAGCGAAGGUGGUCGGUGCUGCCGACAAAGGCCUCCAGGAGCUUCUUCAGCCGUCCCUCACACCCGCACAGCAACUCCACGCCAUCUCGAAGGUUACCGGCGCCCUCAAAGACGUCCCCAAGGCGCAGCUGGGAGUUUUGCUGACCGCAAGUUCCGGCGAACUCUACACGUGGGGCCGCACCUUGGCGCUGGAGGCAGUCGUACCGAUGCUGCUCGACUGUCGGGUGCGCUAUCUGCAUCGGGCCUUGAUGACCCUCCUGCGCGUCCUGGUGCCUACGCCCGACGCCCAUUUCGAGGCUGUGGUACGGGAGAUGUACGUCACACGCGUACUGCGGCGCGCCGGCGCAGGUGCAUUAACUGCCGCGUCGACUUCUUCUGCCAGCGAGGCAUCGCCCGCUGCUGCUGCCGCGGCCGCGCUUUACUUCCCUACCGCGACCAACGACGUGCACAUCAGUAUCAGUGCGUCGCGUGACGCCGUCUUGAACUUCUUAAACACUGUGGACGGACUGACCAGCACCCUUAUGCCAAUGCUGCCUUCCGUUUUCAAUGCCACGUUCCUGGAGGCGCUGCCGCUGCUCGCGGAGUGCUUUCAAUGGGUGGUCGUGAACGCCACAAGCCACAGCCAUUCACAGGUGGGUGGCGACUCCAGUCGCGGCGCCACUGCAGUGGCCCCUCCUUCAACGGUGGCAGAGGAGGGCGAGGAAGUUGCCGUCGGCACGAGAGAGGAGGAGGAAGAAGGAAACAAAAGAGCAAAAGAAGACACGAGCGGCACAAAGGGUACUCCGUCGCAGGCGCUACCCGGGGCUGUGGGCGGCACCGUCUUCGGCGAAGAUCUCGAGCACAUUCGUUUCUGCGUGCGCGUUGUCGCCACGUACAUCCACAAGUACAUGGAUUCCUUGACCGCGGCCAUGCUGUCGUGCACCGCGGGCGGCGAUGUGUCACGACAACUCGCGCGCUUGCUACAACCGACGGUAGUGAUGCUCGCGUCGCCUAUUUUCCCAAAGGACGUGCUGAACGCGGUAGGGCUUUUGGUGGCGUCAAUCCUGACCGUACGUACCUGUGACGGGUGGCUGCUGUCGGCGGUGUGCGCCGCACUGCGGGACGACGUAACGCAGUCCGCCGCAGGAGACGCCGCAGGAGACGCCGCAGGAGCACUAGAAGAGAAUAAAGAGUUGUCGCGUGGCGCACCCAUCAAGGAGGCGAAGUCUCUGGCGGACUUAUUUGUCUGUGCGGAAGUGGCACUUGGUGUGGUGUGCGCUGCGGAUCCGCAAGCCGCUGCCCAGGCUCACCACAGCACCGGCGCGAAGGCGUUGCACGAUCUUUUUACUACCUUUACCCCGAACGGCUGCUUCGCGCUUCUCAAGGGCAUCCUGGCGCACGUCUCAUCGCCCAUCCGCGGGGACUGGAUGUCGCUUGGCAUUCUCCUGAAUCCGCACGGCCCCGCCUCCACGGUCGUGGCCUACGACGUCAUUGUGCCCGCUGCCCAAGUGUUCUGCAACGCGGUGCAGGAGCCUGAGACACGCUUUAUGGCUAUUCAAACCGUGGACAGCGUGGUGCGGCACGUGAGUGCGGUCUUGAGUGGUGCCUCCGCUGCACUGAGAAAAUCACGCGAUGCGGCAGAAGAGCAACGAACGUUAUCGAGCUCUGGCUCGGCAGCAGUGGAAAAGGGCGCCGUGCUGACGGAGCAAGCACGUGGACAUCUGACCUCUCUCUGUGUCUCCACGCCUAAGUUGCAGGCAACGCUGCUUAUUGCGACGCAGCUCAUCAUGUCUCUCUGGGAUGAUGGCACGCAGCAGAUGUCCGGCGCCCUCUACGGCACCUACAACGAAAUCUUGAAAAUCAAAGACACGCUUCACUUGUGCCAACAACAGCAACUGACGAGUGGCGAAACGUCGGUGGUCAACGGAGAAGCGGACACCGCCGUGACGCUGGACCAGAUCUUGGAUGUGCAGGCGGAGCGGCGUGGCAAGUACCACGCGUUACUAGGUCACCUGUCCAUGAUGCCGCUGCCCAACUUUGUCCACGUGCUGCAGCGACACUACCGCUGCGAGGCGUCGAUGGCCGACGCUGUGGCCGCAUUCUCGCGCAUGUUGCUGUCCGGUGCGAGCAAUCACAAGAUCGGCAACGUUGCGGGUGACGUGUUCGCGCAGCUUGCAGGUGCACUUAAGAGUGCGUCUUCUGACAAGGCUUUGAACGACGACCACCACCUCAGCAGCAGCAGGAACAGCACCCACACGGAGACCGUUGCGAGUGUGCUGCGCAAAGGCAUCGUGGAGCCGCUAGCGAGGGCGAUGACGGAUAAGGGCUACGUGAGCGUUUCCUCCAACGUAAGCGAGGCAGUGAACAUUUCACACAUUGCCGCUCACUUUGCCGCUCCGUUGAUGAAGCAGGAUCCCUCGUUUCUGACGACGAUCUUGUCCGCCAUUGGGGACGGAAGUGCUACGUUGGCCGACGUGAAGGAGUCGCAUGCGUGCGAGCGUCUGGAGCAAGGCGUCGUGGAGGUACUCUCUCGUGCGCGUGGCGUGGGCAUCGAUAUCGCGCCGUACAUCGCUCCGGGCAGCACCGUCCUGUCAGUGCUGGAGGCGAGCAUGCAUAGCCUCAACUACGAGGUCCGCAACAGUGCGCUCUGCCUCUGUGUGCUGGGUUCAAAGAAGAUCCAGGCGGUCCAACGGUGGCAGCUGCAGAAGGUGGAGAAAUACCUCAUUCUAAACAUGCACCUCGGCGGCGACAGCACGGCGCGGAAAGGGCUGCUGGAGAUGCUGAAGAAGUGGGCCCGCCGACUCAUGGAGAGCUACACGAGUAAAGGCAUCAACGCAGGGGACAGCCACGACGCAACGAAGGCGUCAAAGAAGCAGCGGAAGGAGGAGCGUGCAGAUGUAGCGGCCCCACCAUCAGCACCACCUCCGGAGGCUACAUCGGAUGUGCUGGAGCUGGGUACUCCUGCGUACCGCGACGCGGUAAUGCAGCACUGCGUGCGACUCGCCGAGAUCUUCGCGCAGAACAUAGGCGUGAACCUGCGCGCCAGCUCGGGACUCGCAGUGGAGCGUCGCGUUACCGCGAUGAUGGGAUACGUUGUGCUGGUGCAGGGUCUGCGAACUGUCGUGAAGGGUGAGAAGCAAGAGAAGCUGUGGUUGGCGACACAGGAAAAUGCACGGCAGGGUCUCCUUCACGUCUGCACUGUGCCGUCGCUGAUUGCAACCUUGUCGGAUGGCUGGUCACAGGCACGGGACAGCGCGCAGGAGCUGCUGCAACUCUUCUGUGAGCUGGCACCCGCUGCGGUGUUUGCAGAGGCCCGCGGCGUCAGCAGCGACGAUGCCAACGCCUCAUGCUCCGCGUUGACUGAGCAGGCACAUCAGGACCUCUUAAAGGCGCAGACGUACCGCAACGCGGAAGGGGCAGUGCGGCGCUUCUUGCUCUUCUCCAUGCACUCCUUUACAGCGCAGGCGAACGCGCAGCUUCACCCACAGCAGGAGCUGGAUCGGUUAAACGGUUUACUCGAAGUGGAGCGCACAUCGGUGCUGGCAAAGUGCGCCUACAUGAGUGCGAUGCGUGGCAGCUCGUCGUACGCGUACAUCCAAGCUAACCCGCUGCACGGCUCGCUGUCGCUCUGUGCGGAGCUGCUGGGCUGCAUGUCCGCGGUGGACCGCCAUCUGUCUCUCUGCGUGGCACCAGGCGGCGAGGCUACGGCAGUCCUGGGCGGCCCAGUAUUGACUCAAGCGUGCACGCAGCUCCUCCGGUGCUGCGGCGUGGUGCUGCGCACGUGCAGCUCCCUUGUGGGAACGGAGACGGUGACCGCCGGUGCAACGGCGGGCGUGGGGGCGGAUGAGGUGGUAGACUGCCGCGGCCACGUGUACGAUCGCAGCCGCCCCGAGGCCGAGUCUGUGAUGCGCGGGGUGGUGAACAACACGUGGCUCAGCAUGCGCGUCUCCACCACCGCGGUGGAUCGCGUGCUCAAGGUACGCGCUGUGCAUCUGCUUCCGUUUGACGUGGUCCGCAGCACCGCCUACGAGCUGGUGCAUGCCCUGCUGCUCACGAAGCACAACGGCGUGAUGCGUUGCGUUCGCGAAGCGCUCAAGUCGUUGACCGCCACCCUCGUACGCUCCCGUGCGCCGCAGUUUUAUCAGCUGCCGGCUGAACUGCUGGAGUACCUGCUGGGUCCGGAGGGCGUCACGUCCGGCGACAUGGCUCGCAUGCUCCGACGCAGUCAGGGACUGCCGCACGCUAUCCUGGCCGUUCUGGAGGCGGAGGACACGGCGGUGCCCUACUGCCUGUUCCCGUCUGCGAUGCGCCAGCUGACACGCGUCGCCCGUGGCAACUUUCAAGUUGCUGAAGGCACCGUUGGUCACUUCAACAGCCUGGGCAGCACCCUCGACGACGUGCGCCGCAGCCAACGCUCCAACGCGCUAAAUGUGCUGAAGUUCAUCUUCGAGGAUAAAGUGUUUGCCGAUCGCGUCGUUGCCUACAUCGAGGAGGCCUUCUCCCUGGCGACGGAGGGCUUCCACGACGCGAGUUGGUACACUCGCAACAGCUCCCUGAUGCUUUUCUCCGCCGUCCUCCACCGCUUCGUCGGCGAGCACCCGUCCACCGGCGGCUCCGGCGUGAACACGUCGCUGCACGACGUGGCAAAGCGCACUCCCCGCGGCGUCGCGUACGCGUACGCGGAGCUGAUGCGCGGCAACGGCCUCAUCGAGGAUGUAGUGGCCGGCGACGUCUCUUCCUCCUCUCCCCCGGCAGGUGUGUCUGCCAGUGUGGAGGUGAACGUGGCCCUCUUCCCCGUUCUGCAGCUGCUGUCGAUGCUUUCGCCCGACCCGCCCCACCUUCUCACCAAAGCCAGCCACGGCGAGUGGGACGACGCCGCACGCAUCUCUGAGGCAGUGCGGCAGUGCGCCGGCUCACCUAGUUUGAUGGUGCGCUCCGCCAGCGCGGUGGCGCUGUGCUGUUUGGUGCCCAUCGCCUCCUUACCACGCGUGAUUGCGCGAACGCGGCGUGGACUCGCUUUGCUGCCGUGCGAGGCGGCGCCGCUGUCUUGCGACGUCAGCGAUGAAGGCUGCCCACAGGAGAAACCGCAACCAAACGGUGGCGGUGGCGUCAACGCGUGCCACGGCGCGUUGCUUCAGCUGCUGCAGUUCCACGCCCAGUACGUUGGAACGCUGCGACGCCAUUACAAGCAAAAGCGCAGCAGCUACGCCACCCCUGCUGUCGCCGAGGAGGUCUGCCACGCCAUUUGCGAGGUGGUGCUCUCGUGCCACGCCGUUCUUGUGAGAGUGUGUGCCGUGUGCCCCACUGUCGCUGCAGCCGUAUUCGGCUUGCUGGCCGACCUUGUCUACUACGGUCCUCAGCAGCACCUCUCUGACAGCCAGCAGCAGGCACUUCGUGGCCUGUGCGUGGCGUCGCUUCAGGCGUACGUGUUGUCGAGUCAAGGUGUCCUGGAGCGCGGCAGCGUGAUGGAGGGCGCCAGCGCUGUUGUCAUAUUUAUGGCUGCGCAGCAUUGUGUUCCUGUUGGCGCGUGGUCGGCUGCGGAGCAGCAGUGCGUCGCGCAGAUUCUCAACCACGAGGCUGCUGCGUUGGACAUCCGCAAAGGAGAGCACAACCUGAUUUCGUGGGUCGCGGUGCAACUCAUUCACUACGGCGACCACAAAACAGGUGUGCUAGACCGGGACGCAAUGGCGGCCGUUCUGCAGGUGCUUGCCGGUGAGGUCCAGUGCGAUAUCCGCUCCUUGGUGUCGCAGACCUUAACCGACUUCUUUGAGAGCGGCGCCGUUGCCGCUUCGACGCCAGCGGCUACCAUGCCGAACAUCCGGUGCCUCUCGUGGGGACAGCUCGUCACCCAUUUGCGCUUCACCGCCGCCUCCCUUACGCUUUCUUCAAACAACGGUGUUUCCGAUGCAGAGCAGACUUUCAGCGCCGGUGUCAGCUCGUCGGCUAUCGACCGACUGUACGAGAUUGUUGUUCAUCUUCUCUCCUCCACCGUGAACGACGACGACGCUGCGAGCGCCGCGGUCGGUUCGCUUUGGCAGAACUCAGACGCCUGCAGCGCAGCACUGGAUCUGGCCGCCUGCUACGACAUGCACGCAGCGGCGGCAGCAGCGCGAGUGAUUUCGCCUCGUUUGGCGCGCACCCUCGCGUACUUCGCGGAGCCGGAGCAACCGCUGGAGGCGCGCCUGGCAGUCGUGCAGGCGCUUCGCACGGCGCAGCCUUUCCUGCGGCGCAGCGUGUCGGCUCCCAGCUGUCCCGAGAGCGCCGUGACGCUGUUUUUGAUCCUGCUGCGUUUGUUGGUCGAUGACACCUCGAACAUUCGUGAAGCGGCGUCGACGAUCUGCUCCCACUGCCUGUGGGGACCGCAGGAGGCGCCGCGUGAUCAGGUGUCCUGCCUGUUGGCGGUUGUGCGUCUUCUUCGCCAGUUGCACGCAAGAGGUGAGCUGCCGAGUGCAGCGGCUGCCAAGACGAUUUUAGUAGUCACGGAGGUAACUGACGGUGGUGCGACGCUGAAGGAUCUGACAGCAGCAGGAAAAGUGGAGUUGGAUGACGAAGAAGAUAGGGACGCGGAAGACGACGCGAACGGCGAGGAUGUUUUGUUUCAGAAGGAGGCGGCGAACAUGUUUGCGGAGGAGACGGUGCUUCUGUGCCUGUCGGGGCACAUCUUUGGUGUUGACGCGUCGCACGACGUAGCUGUGGCUUGUCGUAGCUUCUCGGUAUUCGAUGAGCUGUUGAAGUAA
Molecule: messenger RNA, 7122 nt
Organism: Leptomonas pyrrhocoris
Lineage: Eukaryota; Euglenozoa; Kinetoplastea; Trypanosomatida; Trypanosomatidae
Exons: 1
Coding region: 244-7122 (2292 amino acids)
Biological process (GO): tRNA methylation
Cellular component (GO): cytosol
Source: RefSeq, a predicted model, not a curated record